GUUGCUUUGUUCCCUGGGGAAACGUUUUGAAAGAUCGGCAGCAAAGGCGCUUCCCUCUUUCCCUGCUUCCUCUCCUUCCUUGCGUCUUCUUCUCCUUGGGGUAAGGCAAGAGCAAUGGUGACCACCAGAAAGAGAGCCGUGACCGCGGAGGUCCCGGCGAGCCCCGCGAAGAGGAGCGGGAGGGAGCCCCGGCGACGGAGCCCCUCCCUUCCUCUUUCUCCUCCACCCCUGGCGGCGGAGGGAGGCUCUGGAUACGAGAAGUUCCGGGAGGAAAGGAUAAAGGAGAACCUGGAGAGGAUGCAGAGGCUGGGAAUCCUCCAACUUAAGUCCCAGCUCGACCCGAUCGUCCCCAGCGAACCCUCGAAGCGCCCCUACCAUCAACGGAAGGUGGCCCAACCCUCCUCCGGCCUCGACAAGCCCCUCGCUCCGACCAGGCGCUCCUCUCGGUUGCAAAAUAUAGCUCCAGUUAGCUAUGCUGAGAUCCACACAAAGAAGGACGAGAAUCUAGUGAAAAAUAUGUCAGUUUUUCUUGAAAGAGGUGCAAAUGAAGAGGUUUAUGCAGAUGAGCAUGAGAAACUGUUAGGUACAUGUGAGACAACUUGGACUCUCUUUGUAGAUGGAUAUGGCAAGGAUGGAAGGCGUAUAUAUGAUCAGAUUAAGGGGAAGACAUGUCAUCAGUGCAGACAAAAAACUCUUGGUUAUCGUACACACUGCAGCAAGUGCAAGCUGGUCCAGGGACAGUUUUGUGGAGAUUGUCUUUACAUGAGAUAUGGUGAGCAUGUCCUGGAAGUUAACAAGAAUCCCAAAUGGCUAUGUCCAGUCUGUCGUGGAAUUUGCAACUGCAGCCUCUGCCGAAUCAAGAAGGGAUGGGCUCCCACUGGCCCUCUCUACAAGAAAGUCUCAGAACUGGGGUUCAAGUCAGUAGCACAUUAUCUUAUUCAAACUCGAAGGUCACAAACAGACUCGUGGGACUCAGAAUCUGCCCAGCUAGUGCCUUUGAGAAAUUCACCACAAUUUGCUGAUGCAGAAGACUCACCCCAUCUGGAAAAGCCCCUGGAUUUACAGGAUGGCAUGAAGUUGGUGUCCUAUGGAAAGAACGGCAAUGACUGCAGUGAGAAUGGGGGACUGGAUAGUUCAGAAAUGCAUAUUGUUAGCAAUAUUGAAGAGGAAAAUGUCAUAAAGCUUAGAAGCAAGAGUAAGGAGGCAGAGGACUCAGAAUAUGCCCAGGAAGAAUCUCCAGAAAAGUUAAUGCUCCUUACCAAUGCAAAAGACUCAUCCCAUCCCAAAAGGUCCUUGGAGGAUGGUGUAAAGUUGGAACCUCAUGAACAGAACAGUAAUGACUUCAGGGAGAAUAGUCAAUUGAAUGCUUCAGAUCUGCGUACUGUAGGCAAUAUUGCUGUGGAAAGUGUUACGAAGCUUAGAAGCAAGAAUAACAAGGCAAAGGAGCCAGCUGCAUUUGUGAAAGCAAGCCCUGACUGUAUUGCUGGCAGACUAAGGAAGCGCCCUGACAAGCCAUGAAGAUGUUUUCUUUUCUCAUACUUCUUUGACAGGAAAAGGAAUGCUUAACUAAAUAGCUCAUGUUUAAAGUCAUUUAAUGAUGUCUGAAAGCCAGCUCAUUUUGUAAAGGGUGUUUGUUUCUCGUAGUUGAAAGAAUUUUAGGUUUUGGGGCUUGACUGAUGGCCUCAUUUUUGGCCAUUUUGUUGGUUGAAUGCAUUUGGAUGCAGGGAAAAUCACCAUUUUGUCGGUUGACUGCA
Messenger RNA from Phoenix dactylifera (date palm), 1754 nucleotides. RefSeq lists its product as uncharacterized. Gene Ontology annotation, biological process: regulation of DNA-templated transcription. Gene Ontology annotation, cellular component: nucleus. Lineage: Eukaryota; Viridiplantae; Streptophyta; Magnoliopsida; Arecales; Arecaceae. The record is from RefSeq and is a predicted model, not a curated record.